CAGGAAGUUUCGAAGCCAGCCGACCUCGGGAGCAGCAGAGUUUUGAGGACCUUCUUCAUGUACACAGCCACUUUUUUCAGGCAUCUCCCCAACCUAGCACCAGCAUGGUCUACAGGGUCCCUUCAUCAGACAGAGCGCUCUUGCUGCAAAGCCGGGAACUGUAAAAGCUGCGUUACUUCCUUGAGGACUUUGGAGACGGGACAAGGCUGUUUUGCCGGGUCUGAGGAGGACAGCUGCUGGAAACGCUCGUGCUGCUGCUUCUGUUGGGAUGUGGGUCUUUGCGGAACCUCUGCUUGCAGUGUAAAACCUAAAAGUUGCAGGGGGGGGGGACAUACGAGAAUCAAGAAUCUCAUCCUGCCAUAGCCUUGUUUCUCAAGAGAGCGCUGACAUCUCGCCUGUGUGUGGAGUCAGACCAGCACAGGAUCCUCGUCUCAACUCAACACACUCUGACCAGGACUGCAACCCCCCUGCUAUGUCCAAUCUUGCCAUAACCCCGGCUUCUUAAAGAAACCGAACAAUCUCACGCUCCAAUCAGUCCCGACUCUGAUUUCCAUAUGAGAUUCAGCAGCACCAGGCAGAACUGGCAUGGACCACUGACUUUCAACUUCACAUAAAGAACAAGGACGAAGAACAAGUUCUGGGGACGGGUGGGGGGGGAAGACUGUUCAGUUCUUAAAGGACACAAACAAAAACUUGUUUGUCUUGGAGCUGGUCUAGUGGCCUUCACCAACAGCCAUGCAGGUGUCCUUUGCAUGUACGGACCAUGGGCUGAAGGCCCCGCGUAACGGCGAGCACAGCAAGCAGAACGCCACCAGCCCCAACACAGCCAGCCAGGCCCGCGCCCGCUUCCGCACCGUGGCCCUGAUAGCUCGCAGCCUGGGCUCCUUCACCCACCGCUACCACCACAACCUCAAGGAGUCCACCGCCAAGCUCACGGGCAUGAAGUACCGGAACCUGGGGAAAUCUGGAUUGCGUGUCUCCUGUCUGGGGCUUGGCACGUGGGUAACAUUUGGAGGUCAGAUCUCUGAUGAGGUGGCAGAGCAGCUGAUGACUAUCGCCUACGAAAGCGGGGUCAACUUAUUCGACACGGCCGAGGUCUACUCCGGGGGGAAAGCAGAGAUAAUCCUCGGAAACAUCAUCAAGAAAAAGUGCUGGAGGAGAUCCAGCCUGGUGAUCACCACAAAGCUUUACUGGGGAGGAAAGGCAGAGACAGAGAGAGGCCUCAACAGAAAACACAUCAUUGAAGGUUUAAAGGGCUCCCUCCAGAGGAUGCAACUUGAGUAUGUGGACGUGGUUUUUGCCAACCGGCCAGACAGCAACACUCCCAUGGAGGAGAUAGUGAGAGCUAUGACACAUGUGAUAAACCAGGGGAUGUCUAUGUACUGGGGGACAUCACGGUGGUCUGCCAUGGAGAUCAUGGAGGCAUACUCUGUGGCCAGGCAGUUUAAUCUAAUUCCACCUGUAUGUGAGCAGGCUGAGUACCAUUUCUUCCAGAGGGAGAAAGUGGAAACUCAGCUACCAGAGCUCUACCAUAAGAUAGGUGUGGGUGUGGUCUCUUGGUCCCCUCUGGCCUGUGGAAUCAUCACUGGAAAGUAUGAGAACGGCGUCCCGGAAUCCUCCAGGGCCUCAAUGAAACCAUACCAGUGGUUAAGGGAGAAAAUAAUGAGUGAAGAUGGGAGAAAACAACAAGCCAAGCUAAAGGAACUGGCUCAUAUCGCGGAGAAACUCGGAUGUACUUUGCCACAGCUAGCCAUAGCCUGGUGCCUGAGGAACGAGGGAGUCAGCUCAGUGCUGCUGGGAUCAUCCAACCCGACUCAACUAACAGAGAAUCUGGGAGCCAUUCAGGUAAUUCCAAAGAUGACAGCAGGCAUUGCCUCAGAGGUUGAUCACAUUCUGGGAAAUCGUCCUCACAGUAAAAGGGACUACCACCAUUAGGAUGACCCCCCCUUUCAGUGAACUAUGCUUCAACAGCUUAUCAAAGCUCACCUUUCACAGCCAUGGCACCAUUAACGCGUGCCCAAUUUUGCUUGUGUGCGCGGAUGACUCUGUGUGUGACUGUGUAAAGUGUUCUGCUUGGCUCCUCGUCUGUAUGAAGAUCAACCAGUACUCAUUAUUGUAAAGUGAGUUACUUGACAAAGCAUGCAUGCUACAGCUAUAGCAGCCAGCCACUGGACUCAGAGUGAACAAAGGAUCCAGCAAGAUGAUUUCUGGAAUCAAACUGUGCAAAAACUGCUGAAACACAAAUUUAAAGACAUAAAAGAUUACAUUAUUGAGAAAUAAAUCUUGCUUCUGUGAGUAUGGGUGUCUAUGGGUGCAUUAUGUUAAGAAAACUAUAGAGGCACUUACUCCUGCAAAAAGCGUCAUAUAAGCUCAUGUUAAUGCAGUAAGUGAAACAAAAAGAUUAUCUGUAUCAAAAUGUACCCAGUGUUCCAGAAAUCUACCUUACUAGAUAUUUGUGAUGUGAAGAAAAAAAAACAAUGAUGUGUGUAAUUGGGCCCUCAGCAGACUGGAUGAUAUGCUAACACAUCCUAUUGCAGCUGGAGCUGACCUGCCAACGUGAUGAAUCGUUUCAGUACUGGAUGAACUGAAAUUCUGCUCACAAUGUUGUCGCUUAUACCAAGAGAGCUAAAUUAAGCUGAAAUAUGUUUUGAAACAUCUGUACUGACUGUUAUAUAUUUUCCUUAAUAAGCAGCUAUGUCAGAUUGAGCUUUACAUCUCUGCGUGUGUGUUUUGUUUUUUGUUGUUUUUUUUUUUACACUCAUGCAAAAGUACUGCGUAGUGUACGCCCCUGUUGUGCCCCUUCAAACAGUUUUAAUUUGGACUCUGCCAGACUUCCUGUCACUGAUGAUAAUGUCUGAUUCAUUUCAUUUCAGUCUGUGUUGUGGCUAAAACAUUUGUCCUGUCACAGUUGGGAAGAUGAUCCUCCUAAGGGGAAGCUUGUGGAUUCAACAAAAAAAAAAAAAAAGCCAUGUAGCUAAUGAAAAUACAGUACCAUAUGGACCCCCGCAGUCAUUGCACCUGGAACACUCUUAAUUCUUACCCGACAUCUCCCAGAUGCCAGUUUUACAUAACGGGAUAUCUUUGUUAUGUUCUGUCUGUUCAAACGUGUUUUGGUGUUGUUCAUCAGAUUUGUACAUACAAAUAAAGAGCUUAUAAUUCUCAUGUGAUAUGUUUUAAAGAUCUAUAGUAAUUUUAUAUUAAUGCUAUGGAUGCCUUCUUUUUUUAACCCAGUACAAUAGAUUAAAUAAUAUAGCCUUGCUAAGAUAGACUUAUUGUUUGCUUAGUUAGACUGUAAACCUCAGUAAAAGUAUGUGACUUUCAAAAAAUUGGGGUAGUUACUGCUGUUUGCUGUUGGGGUUCAGCUGUGUUUUGCUGUUUCAUAAUAAAAUAAUGCGUGAGUUACUUA
Lates calcarifer (barramundi perch) is the source of this 3406-nucleotide messenger RNA. RefSeq names its product potassium voltage-gated channel subfamily A regulatory beta subunit 1b (gene kcnab1b). Gene Ontology annotation, cellular component: extrinsic component of cytoplasmic side of plasma membrane; voltage-gated potassium channel complex; juxtaparanode region of axon. Gene Ontology annotation, biological process: transmembrane transport; negative regulation of delayed rectifier potassium channel activity; potassium ion transport. Gene Ontology annotation, molecular function: voltage-gated potassium channel activity; transmembrane transporter binding; potassium channel regulator activity. NCBI's taxonomy places the organism in Eukaryota, Metazoa, Chordata, Actinopteri, Centropomidae. The record is from RefSeq and is a predicted model, not a curated record. The coding region runs from base 736 to 1935 and encodes 399 amino acids. The transcript has 16 exons.